Phymastichus coffea is the source of this 2577-nucleotide messenger RNA. RefSeq names its product probable ATP-dependent RNA helicase DDX10. Gene Ontology annotation, biological process: rRNA processing. Gene Ontology annotation, cellular component: nucleus. Bases 95 to 2533 code for a protein of 812 amino acids. NCBI's taxonomy places the organism in Eukaryota, Metazoa, Arthropoda, Insecta, Hymenoptera, Eulophidae. The record is from RefSeq and is a predicted model, not a curated record. Gene Ontology annotation, molecular function: RNA helicase activity; ATP binding; nucleic acid binding. The transcript has 13 exons.
UAUAUUGAACAUAGAUUCCUACAAUACCAUAAUUUGUUUGGGAGGUAGAAAGUAUAUAUAUUAUAGUUUAUAUAGCAUAAAUAGAUCUUCAGUGAUGAGAACUGCACCCGCACAUGCAAAAAUGGCUCAGAAGAAUACGAAAAAAGUUAAAGUUUAUGUUAAGUCAAAGAAACGACCACCUGAGAUCAAAAUCAUCAAAAAUUUGCUAUCUAAAUACGAUGAGAUUGAUGUCUUAAAAAUCAAAAAGUUUACGGAUCUUCCACUGUCUUCUCAAACACAGAAGGGAUUGAAAGAUAAUGGAUAUGUUAAUCUAACAGAUAUACAAAGACAAAGUAUAGGAUUAGCUUUAGCAGGAAAGGAUAUUUUAGGAGCUGCCAAAACUGGUAGUGGAAAAACAUUAGCAUUUUUAAUACCAGUCAUAGAACUUAUGUAUUGCAAACAAUGGACAAGACUUGAUGGAUUAGGUGCUCUAAUCAUAACCCCUACUCGUGAAUUGGCUUUGCAAAUCUUUGAAACGUUGAGGAAUGUUGGAAGGUAUCAUGAUUUUUCCGCUGGUUUGAUCAUUGGAGGUAAAGAUUUACACUUUGAAAAGAAACGAAUGAACCAGUGUAACAUUAUAAUAUGUACUCCUGGUCGCUUACUGCAACAUAUGGAUGAAAAUCAUCUUUUUGAAUGUACAAAUAUGCAAAUUUUAGUUUUAGAUGAAGCAGACAGAUGUUUGGACAUGGGAUUUGAGCAAACAAUGAAUGCCAUUAUAGAAAAUUUGCCUCAAACACGAACGACGCUUUUAUUUUCAGCAACUCAAACAAGAUCUGUACAAACAUUGGCUCGUCUCAGUUUGAAAGAUCCAACGUACGUAUCUGUCCAUGAACAUGCAGCCCACACAACACCUGAAGGUCUUCAACAGAGUUAUGUUAUAUGUGAAUUAGAAGACAAAAUAGCAAUGUUAUGGUCUUUCAUUCGUAAUCAUCUUAAACAAAAAGUUAUUGUAUUCUUAUCAAGUUGUAAACAGGUAAAAUAUAUAAAUGAUGCGUUUUGUCACAUGAGACCAGGUGUGAGCUUAAUGGCUCUUCAUAGCAAAUUGCAUCAACUAAAGAGAAUGAAGAUUUAUGAAUCUUUUUGUAAAAAACAUCAUGCUGUUUUAUUUGCCACUGAUAUAGCAGCUAGAGGAUUAGAUUUUCCGCAAGUUAGUUGGGUUAUACAAUUGGACUGUCCUGAAGAUGUAAAUACUUACAUUCACAGAGCAGGGAGAACGGCUAGGCUAGAUAAAGGUGGAGAAUCUCUGUUAGUACUUUUGCCAAGUGAAGAGAAAUUUGUUGAGCAACUAAAAACACACAGAAUUCCAAUCAAUAUGAUUAAAAUUAAUCCUAAUAAACUUCAGUACCCUCAAAGGAAAUUGGAAGCUUUACUGGCAAGAGAUGUAUCAUUAAAAGAUACUGCUCAACGCGCUUUUGUAGCAUACGUAAAAUCGGUUUCUUUGAUGAAAGACAAAAAUAUUUUUGAUGUUCAUGCUUUAAAUACAGAUGGAUUUGCUAGGUCUUUAGGUUUGGCUAUUCCACCAAGAAUACGAUUUCUGCAACGAGCUCAGAAGAAUAUGAAACUGAAGCAGAAAGCAGUUGAUGAUGAUCAUAAAAUAGUCAAGAAUAUUGAAAAUAUACAAGAAAAUAAUGCAAGUGACGAAAAGGAAAAUGAUGAAGAAUCAUCAGAAGACGAAGAAAAAGACCAAAGUAUCAAAAUAGCACGCUCAUCGUCUAGCAAAAAUUUUGGGACUAUUUGUGAAGAUGAUAACAGUGAUGACGAUACCCUUUUAACUGUGAAAAGGAAAAAUAUUGAUAUUGAUGAUGAAUUGCCAGAUAACGUAGAUAUUACAGACUUAACAUCCAACUCAAAGCAAAAGAAAGCCGUAACAAAAGCUGCAGUAGCUAAAAAAAUUUUGAAAAAGAAAAUUGUGCCAAAUAAGAAAAUUAACUUUGAUGAAGAAGGACAGGAAGUGAUUGAUCCAACUAAAUCGAAAGUGUCCGAUUUGGCUAGACAAUACGAAAACGAAGAAACAUCCGGAAUAAACAUUGAGGAAGCAAGAAAAAUGUUGAUGGAAGAAGAUAAGUUUGACAAGCAACGGCACAGAGAGAAAGUCAAACAGAAAAAGAAGGAAGAAAAGAGAAAAUUAAAAGCAUUGAUAAAAGGUAAACCGAAAAAUGAAAAGGAUAAUGACGAAGAAUAUGAUAGCGAAAACGUCGGUGAGGAAUCAGGUGAAGAAAGUGAAGGAUCUUACGAACCAGAUUUAUCUUUCUUACCUGAUCCAGAUGAAAUUUAUGGAUCAAAAGGAUCCGACUCUGAACGAAGCGACGAUGCUGACGAAAAAUCUGAACAUAGUGGUAAUCAAAGCGAUAAUGAUCAAAUUCACAGGCCUCCAAAGAGGAAGUUGAUUUUACAAGACAUAAAAAAGAAAAAAAAGAAACGUCUAUCGACAGAUUCUGACAAUGAUAAUUUACAACUUGAUGAAGAGCUUGCUUUGCAAUUAUUACGAAGUUAAUUAUAAUUUUACUAGAAAACAAUUUAGAAUGAAAUGUUUAUAUG